This is a messenger RNA of Zootermopsis nevadensis, 5297 nucleotides long. RefSeq lists its product as uncharacterized. Gene Ontology annotation, cellular component: nucleus. NCBI's taxonomy places the organism in Eukaryota, Metazoa, Arthropoda, Insecta, Blattodea, Termopsidae. The record is from RefSeq and is a predicted model, not a curated record. Gene Ontology annotation, biological process: DNA damage checkpoint signaling; positive regulation of transcription by RNA polymerase II. Gene Ontology annotation, molecular function: histone binding.
UGUAAUCUUGAGAUUGCAAGGAAUGCAAGAAAUCCGUAGCGUUAAAGGCAGACGCCAUCUUUCCUCCUCACCCCGCUAGACUCAAGAUUACAGUCAUAGACUGUAUAAGGGCCUAUGUUUGGCAAUUCAGGUCUAUGGGAGCUGGACUUGAAGCUAGAAAAAUAUAUAUUUGAAUCAGUAAACCCAUACAUCGGACGUAACUAUACUGACGGGCCUUCAUAUCUGUGAAUGAUGCGUUCUUGUGGUGAUUAUUUUACACUUACACUGAUGCAGGAAAGUUAUCAGUGACAGUGGCUAAAGCAGAAACAGAAUGCAAGACUGAUUUUCAGGAACAAGAGGAUAUAGGUGUCACAGUUGAAGAAUAUCAAGAGCCACCUAUUAUAUCUCAGGACAUGGAAGAAAAGUUACCAGGGAGACAGAUUAAAGAAAAAGUGGAUGGCAGUAGUGACAGUCAGAGGACAGAAUGUAUGGAUAUUAAACUGCUAGAACCUCCAGUUACAUUUCGGGAUAUUGCAGAAGAGGUUCCAGUGGCACAAUUGAAACAAGCAGUAGAGGACUGUAGUGAUAAUCAAAGGAAAGAAUGCAAAGCCGCUGAGGAAGCUGAUGAAGAUGGUAGUUCACAAGAGACUUGUUGUAGUGAAUCAAGCUUCCAAGAAAUUUAUUCCACAGUAAACCAGAAUGUUCAUAUAGUACUUGCAUCUGACAGUGAGAGUCACACACUGUCUGAAGGAACUGGAAAUUUGGGGGGAAUCAGCCAAGCCACCACAGUUGAUGUUGCUGAUCUUGAAGCAUUGACAUGUUCAGAAGCUGACAUAUUUGCCAGUCAAAGUUAUCAGGAUACUGAGGUUUCAGGACAGUCAUCAGACACAGUUGCUGAUUAUUGUGACUUUGUUAAAGGAUCUCAUAUUGGGAGCCAAAGUUUAAUUAAAUCAAGCACAGCAUUGUCAAUGGAUCAAUUGCAAGAUCGCAGCAGCAAUCUUGAAACAUCACUUGUGAAGUUGACAAGGAAACGUAAGCAUGACAAAUCAGACUUGUCCGACCCUUUGAACAAAUUACAACGUAUUGCUGAGGAGGACAAAGAGGGCGUUCAUGUAGGGCAAGUGAGCUACUUGAAGGAAGGGUCUUCACUUUGUGUUGGUGUUCUUCCUUCCUCACCUGCAGCUUCAACUAGUACUGAUGAUGUGGCAAAGCAUAAGUCCACUGUACCAGUGGUGUCCCCUACUAAAGUAACCCUGAAAGAGAAAGAAGUACAGAUUAGUCCAACAGCAAACAGACAACAUUCGAUAGUUCUGGCUUCACCCAAGGCAAGCCGUAAACUAAUUUUUGAGACAGAAGUAGAGAGACAAAAACCUGAGUUCGUUCUUGGUCGUACCAGUAGCAAAGAGAAUAUAAUCAAAACUGAAUCUAAGACUGAUAAGAAAGAGGAAGUACAUAGUAUAACUGCUGCUCCAUCUAUGCCAAGUACUAAUGAUUCGAGUCCUGAAAUUGAAAUACUAAACAGCAAGACAUCAAGGCAGAGUAUUGAAGUGGUAUUUGUAAGCUCACAUUCUCAUGAUUCAGCGAAAAUCAGUUCACACCGUGAAAUACAUUCAGGAAGGAAGAGAUCGUCAGGGGAUGCUUUGGAAGUGGUUGACAUUGAAGAUGAUGCAUGUAGAGGGAAGGGUGUUGACACUGAAGCAGAAUGUUCUGAUGAUGAAUUGUUCCUUCACCUCUCACCUUCACCAUCCCAAAAGUCUGUGGAUCUUGUAUCUAGGCCAAAUAAGCAUGGCAGUUCUCAUUCAGCAUCAGUGAGUGUUGAUCAUCUUAGCUAUUCAUCUUACAAAAGCAGCAAUGCAGCUUCCUUGAAUUCAGGUUCUGUAAGUGAAAAGGAAAUGUCAAAUGUCAAAAAACAGGAUAAGAAGCUUGUUUCAGGUGGUUCUAGUUCAGAAAGACCUUCUAUAUGUACAAUUCAGGAAGCAGUAAUAGAAGAAGAAUGUGAAAAGACUUCACACAUCCAGAGCAGCGGAAGUUCUGUGUAUUCAGAACACACAAAUGGCUCUUGCAGUGUGACACGGAAGAAGAUAGAUAUGCCAUUUUCUUUUACUAAAAAUGACAUUGUUUCUCCUGAGGGUUCACCUAGUGUUACAGAUUCUUUUACAACCUUCAGUAAAGUGAAAGAUGUAGCUCAGAUUUUGUCAGUAGUACCAAGUCAGCCUGUGGCUUCAGGUGGUAGUGAGAGUGAACUUAGAAUAUCUAAAAGAAAAAGGAAUAAUGGAAAGGAUGAUAUUCCAGUUGUUAGUAUAGUAGGAAGUGAUAGUGAAAGUGAUUGCUAUUCUACUCCAUCAGAAGAACAAAAGAAGGCAAGGACUGAGAAUGGUGAUGUGAUGAAUGGACUCGAGGACACUCCCAUAAUUUUAUCUCAGGAGCCCACAACUGUUCUUCAAAAGGGAAUCAUAGGUGUAUAUUCUACACCACAGACGGACCAGGCGAUCAUACCAGUCAAAGAGUCCAGUGCAAGCAGCAUUGAACAGGAUUCUACGCAUGGAAGUGAAACUGAAUGGGAAGUUAUCCUGAAAGUUAGAGUAAAGCACAUUAAGCAACAUGAUAAGGAUGUCUACAGGCUGCAACAGUGUGAAGAUAUUACAGAAGAUCUUACUCAUUUUACUACUAGAAGACUCUCUGAUUGUUCUUCCUUUGGUGGUUUGGGUGAUGUAUCUUCCAAGAACACUUCUCCUAGUAGUACAACAAGUGGUCCUGGUCCGUUUGCAUUACCACCAAGCAGGAUGUCAUCAUUUUCCACGACAUCCAGCAGUUCAGUGUCUUCAGGAAGCAGUUCUGUUAUACACAGAGCUAUGGGAUAUAAACAUGCUAUGGAUAGAGGUCCAUUUGUAAUGCCACAUAACCCUUGUCCGAAGAUAUCUAGGGACCGAUCAUUUCGAAGUGAAGACAUUCUUAGUGGAAUUUGGCCAAGCACUCACAGCUCUCUUGUAGAGGGUAUGGAAAUUUUGGAAAGAGUUAUUGUCAUCUCCCAUCCAGAGAGUUCUGAGAGAGUGCAGGGAGGAAGUACGAAAGCUGAUAGAAGUGACAAUGGAAGAAAAGUUGAUGUCCAAAAGCUAAGUGAUAUAUCUGUAUCAGAAGAUGGUCUGGUAGUUAUGGAAAGAACAGAUGCAGGAAGUACCAACCUUGCAAAUAGUAAUGCAAUAUCAGUUUCAGCAAAUGUCUUGAAGGAAACACCAAGAAGUACAGUAAAACAAUUAAAGGGGGGCCGAUCAAGAUCUUCAGUAAAGAAACGUUCCAUAUCACUUUCAUUUCCAAAAGAGAAGGAAAAGGAAACUGUAAAUCAGGAAAACGAUGUUAGUGAACUUACAUGGAGUGUUGAGAGGAAGAGCAAGAGAGGGCAACAGACUCCUGUACAGAACAAGACACCAGUUACGCCUUCUGUGCAGGAAGCAGUAACUCCUACUCCAAUGUCAGAAAUGAAGGGGAGUUCAGAUAAGGUCCUAAGGAAUCUUCCUGGAACUCUUGAAGCUUCAUCUGCAGUAUUAUAUGGCAGUCACCUGAGGCCUGGUGCCCCUGUGUUUGCAAGAUGGAUAGACAAAAAUUAUUAUUCUGGUGUGCUAAAAGAGCAAAAUAAGGAUGGACGUUGGAUGGUGGUGUUUGAUGAUGGAAAGGACAGGUUAUUAGUGGAAGACUUUAUUAUUGUGGUGGACAUAUUAUCCAAAGGACAGCUAGUGUAUGCCCUAGCUGAAGAUGAAGAUUAUAUGUCGGGGAUUAUUGUAAAUGUUCGAAAAAAGCAUACUGAUGUUAUGUAUUCUGUGGAAUUGGAUAACGGAGUUUUUGUUACUGUGUCUCGAUCAUCAUUGUUUAUGACUGAAGACCAAGCCAAGAUCCUGAGAGAGACUGUACUUACAGCAUCACCUAUGAUGAGCACUCAUCGUAUGGCAGAUGUCAGUUUAGAUAAUGUGCUAGAAGGAAAACGAAGCAGAUUUCGCGGCAGGGACGUAAAGAAUAAAUUUGAUUCUCCUGGUGUGUCUGGUGAGUCAAAGGCUACACCUAAGAAAAAGGCUUAUAGUCCUUCUUUAACAGAAAGUGACACAAGCUCUGCAAUUGAAGAUGUUGAUGGUGUGGAACGAGAGAGUUUGGGUCGUGAAAUCAAGUUCAGGAAGGUGAAGGGUCAGGGCAGGAUGGCUCCUAAGAAGAACUGGGAUAUUUUGAUGGGGCCCAUACCUCCUGAGGGCAGCAAGAUUUUUGCUGGAAAGUUUUUUCUUUUGACACGCAGUGAUGUGAAACAAAAGUAUUCAAGCAGGACUGAUUCAGAAGCAAGUCAGGGAACAGAUUAUGAUGAUGAUACAUCUACCAUUUCAUUCAGUAAAUCAUAUUUAACUGAUCAAAUAACAGCUGGAAGUGGAAAAUUGUGCAGUAGAUUUGAGGAUGUUCCAUCAAACAAGUAUGAUUCAUGCUAUCUAAUAACUGACAGGCCGAAUCAGACGGCAAAAUUUAUCCUGUGUCUUGCGUAUGGAAUUCAGAUUGUUUAUCACACGUGGGUCACUGAGUGCUGUAUGACAAACAUUUGUAAGCCAAUUACAAAUUAUCUUGUACCAACUGGCUGGUCGCUGGAAAAGCGGGAAUAUGUGACAAAAAAGAAGAAGCGGCCGCUGGCUUCUAUGAAAAUUGGAGUAGUCAGUAAAACAAAAUGUUUUUUAAAUUUUUGGGAACUUGUGCUAAAAGGAGCAGGUGCACAUGUAUUUGGUAUUACACCAGAAACAACCAUUGAAGACUUAAAACAACUGGAUGUGUUGGUCUCCAAUCACGCUUUUCCAGUUGAUAUUCAGGAGCAAGUAAAAGAACUGGGGAAACAUACUGUCUCUACUGCAUGGAUUAUACAGUGUCUUAUAAACGGGACCAGAUGUGCCUUCACCUGACGUCACUUUCAUACAAGGCUGGAUGUUUUGAUGCGGUGAUUGAAGUACACUUUUUAGUAUUGUCACACAAGACCAAGGGUUUUAAUGCAGUGAUUGGUCUAUACUUUUAGUACAAAAUGACAUGACAUGAAGUAGGGUGAACUAAACUUCCACAGUACAGUGAUCGACAGAUAGUUGAUGUGAACUUUCUUUUGUUACUUCUUAUUAAGUAAAACUUGUAUACACAAUUUGGUAAACUUACCUUGUAGAUCUGUUAGAGUAAUGUUUCAAAACAAACAAAAAUGUACGUUUUGUAUCCAUGCAGUUAAGUACUGUACCUUUUUUAAUAUUUUUAAUAUGUAUCUACAAAUUGUACUUUACAGUGAAAAUAAACCCUAUUCUUGAAAGUUAAUCUUA